AUGGCUUUGCGGUGUCAGUUCGAAGCGAGCAACGAUGUCGGCGUAUUUGCUAAAUUAACCAACAGUUAUUGCUUGAUCGGCAUCGUUUCCGGUCGAAUUUGUACUCUUUUUGGUAUUUUUGCGCUCAUUUUCAGUGUGGUUGAAAGCGAAUUGGCCGAUGUAAUCCCGGUGAUUCAUUGCUCCAUUGCUGGGACUCGAAUUGUUGGACGCGUAACCGCUGGCAACCGGAAAGGACUGUUGGUACCGAAUGCAACCACUGAUCAAGAAUUACAGCAUAUCCGGAACAGCUUACCAGACAAUGUGAAAAUUCGACGGGUGGAUGAGAAAUUAUCCGCUCUUGGAAAUGUUAUUGCUUGUAAUGAUCAUGUGGCUUUGGUGCAUCCUGAAAUAAGCAAGGAGACUACGCAGGUUUGUUCAGAUUUUUUUCGAUUUUUUCGCUUAAUCGGAAUUCGGUUAAAAUAUCUCUCACCAGACCGUCUGGAUUUCUGUUCCGAAUCCUCCAGUAUCAUCCGAAUACGCCCACUUAUCAAUUUUUUUAGGAAAUGA
Messenger RNA from Gongylonema pulchrum, 546 nucleotides. The record is from the annotation of a GenBank genome assembly. NCBI's taxonomy places the organism in Eukaryota, Metazoa, Nematoda, Chromadorea, Rhabditida, Gongylonematidae.